CACGUGCCUAGCUCUUGAUUUCUAUAGUAAAUCUAUAAAAGCAGUUGAAAGUGAUGGUCUAUUUCAUCCAAAGCAGUGUGGUGUACUGAGCAUAGUAUAUGACCUGUUUGGCUAUAUUUUGCCUACCUUGAGCUAUCCCCAUAAAAUCAAUUAGAAUGAUAUUUUAGGGAUGUUUGUAAAUUUCAGAAUAGCUAGACCGUUUAGGUUCCACAGAGCAAAUCGAUUCGUAAUAGCCCAGUAGUUGUAGAUGGAUGCACGAGUAUCCAUGACGAGAUAUCAAACUUAGGCAACAAACCUUGCCUUUCCAGCCGUAAAGCAGAUCCCACCUUCACAACUCCACAUGUCCAUCUUUCAUGAAGAUCUCUGUCGAUCGCAAAAUGGUUAAUUUAACCAUCAUCAGCGGCAUCGCAGUCACCAUCACCCUGAUAGCCGCUUUAAUCCGAGUGAAAAAAGCCUUUGGAAUUAGCCUCGACAAGUCUUUCGCCCGCCUCGAGGCCCGUCUUGAAAAAAAGGAUCACCCCUUCUGGGCGUCCAAGGUUCGCGCAGUCGCCAAGGUGCGAACAGUUGCCAGUCGAAAGAAGCAAAAAGCGUGGAUACGAGAAGCAGAAGAAGCCGAAAAGGAAGAGUUUGCCAUCGUCCAGCGUUCGAUCUACCUCUGCGAAAGAUGGGAUUUAUUCUACCAGCGAUCUCUGAAUCCAGGUCUAACCCCCGAAGAGCAAGACUUAUUCGACAAGAUUGAAAAGGAAUAUUAUGAAGGCAUUGACGGGCGAAGCAUCAAGCUGAGUGAUACCUACUCGCGUCUGGAUCGUGAACGGCCUGCAGGAGCUUGGGUAAGAGAGUUCGAAGCCAUGUCCUACGACCGUCGGUGGCAGCACCAGAUCAAGGAGUGCAAGGCACGCGGGGGCUGUUGCAGUCGCCUGUGCCAGUGCUGCAGCAAAGCACGGUGCGGGCUUGGAGGCCAAAAGGGAAGGGUUGACUGUCGAGCGGCCAAUAUACACUGUACGCCAGAGUGUGGAUGCUGCAUCCGUUGGAAGAGGGACGGUGAGACACAGAUGGAUGAGAUCCAGGAGAAGAAACGGAGAGACUUAGAGUGGGAGAUGAACCUGUCUUUUGUAUAA
Messenger RNA from Aspergillus wentii DTO 134E9, 1118 nucleotides. RefSeq lists its product as uncharacterized. Lineage: Eukaryota; Fungi; Ascomycota; Eurotiomycetes; Eurotiales; Aspergillaceae. The transcript has a single exon. Bases 354 to 1118 code for a protein of 254 amino acids. The record is from RefSeq and is a predicted model, not a curated record.